Malaya genurostris is the source of this 2739-nucleotide messenger RNA. Its product is annotated as ATP-binding cassette sub-family F member 3. The record is from RefSeq and is a predicted model, not a curated record. The coding region runs from base 273 to 2420 and encodes 715 amino acids. The transcript has 6 exons. NCBI's taxonomy places the organism in Eukaryota, Metazoa, Arthropoda, Insecta, Diptera, Culicidae. Gene Ontology annotation, molecular function: ATP hydrolysis activity; ATP binding.
AAAUUGCUGAUUGCAGACAUAUUUUCGGAUUUACUGGCUUUUGCAACCCUGUCUGAAAGUUUGGAAAUUUUUACCUGGCAUCUCUGAUUUCAUCUGACUCUGUCGUGUUUCUUGUCAUCUAACUGCUUUCGAUAAUAGGAUAGCGAUACCUUAGAGGAUCGUUCGAUUCCGCUCUACGCCGUGAUUAACAACAGCAGAACGGCAGUAAGUACCUUCCAGCUCAGCACCUAUUAAAGAAUACAGACUCGUGCGGUAGAGUGUAAUAGAUAGCAAUGGCAGCCUGUGCGGAAGUACUGAAGCGGGAGUUUCCGACGAUUGAUGGGGAGCUGUUGACCUAUGUCAAAGACGUAUUGCAAAGCGGCGCGGAUGAGUUUGAGAAUGGCGAAGAGGUGUACGAAGCGAUUGGAGCCAUUCUUCAUGAAGUUUCGCAGGAAAAGAGUGAGGAUGACAUCAAACAGGUCUGUGAUAUUUUUCUUGAUUUGCUGAAACCCAGGAAUACUGAUUUGGGUGGUGACGGAGGGGGUGGAUUCAAGGGAUCGGCUAAAAUUCUCGGCGCACCGAUCCAUCUUAAGGAGAUUGCUGCAUCCCAAGAAGUGACCAGCGACGGAAUACAAAGUAUAUGGGUGGUACAACGGGAUGAUAGUCUAAAGGUUGAUUCCAAAAAGCUGGAAAAGGCGGAGGCCAAACGUCUUCAAAAGCUGGAGAAACGAGAGCAGACCAAAACGACUGCUCCUGCUGCACCAGUUCUGCAGAUGGCAACCGCUUCUCAGGUCAUUAGUAAAAAAGAUAACAAAAUGGAAGCAAAAGGAUCCAAUCGAUCGAUGGACAUUCGGAUCGAAAACUUUGAUGUCUCUUUUGGUGAUAAGGUUUUAUUGCAAAAUGCAGACCUGCUGUUGGCAUCCGGUCGCCGUUAUGGAUUCGUCGGGAGGAACGGUCUGGGAAAAACCACUCUUCUGAAGAUGAUUUCAAGUAAACAGCUUCAAAUUCCAAGUCACAUAACGAUUCUUCACGUGGAACAAGAAGUGGUUGGAGAUGAAACUCUGGCAAUUGACAGUGUCCUUGAAGUGGACACAGUUCGGCUGGAAUUGCUGCAAAAAGAACGCGACCUGAAUGCUCAAAUUAACGCAGGAUCGAACGAACCAGAGCUUAGCCAUGAGCUCUCCGAAGUUUACUCGCAGCUACUAUUGAUCGAAGCGGACAAAGCGCCAGCACGUGCCUCAAUAAUUCUGAACGGUCUAGGUUUUAGCAAGGAAAUGCAAGCUCGACCCACACGAACUUUUUCCGGUGGGUGGCGAAUGCGUCUGGCACUGGCUCGGGCUUUAUUCUCUAAGCCGGAUCUGCUACUGCUUGAUGAACCGACAAACAUGUUGGAUAUCAAAGCUAUCAUUUGGCUGGAGAACUAUUUGCAGACGUGGCCCACGACGCUGUUGGUGGUUUCUCACGACCGAAAUUUCCUCGAUACGGUUCCUACGGAUAUCCUGUAUUUGCACUCACAGCGUAUUGAAACGUACAAGGGAAAUUACGAACAGUUCGACAAAACGCGAACGGAGAAACACAAAGCCCAACGAAGAGAGUACGAGGCACAGUUGGCGCACCGGAAUCACGUGCAAGAAUUCAUCGAUCGAUUCCGUUACAAUGCUAACCGAGCGGCCAGUGUUCAAUCCAAGAUUAAAAUGCUGGAGAAAUUACCUGAACUGAAACCCGUGGAGAAGGAAAUCGAAGUUACCAUAAAAUUCCCGGAAGUUGAACCACUGAAUCCACCGGUGUUGCAAUUAAACGAAGUACAAUUCAAGUAUUCUGCUGAUAAGGUGAUAUUUACUUUGGUCAAUCUGAGUGCGAAUCUCGACUCGAGGAUUUGUAUUGUUGGUGAAAACGGUGCCGGUAAAACCACGCUGCUCAAAAUCGUCAUGGGCAUUCUGCAACCGACGGGUGGUUUAAUUCAUCCGCAUCGUGGCCUAAGGUUAGGAUAUUUUUCUCAGCACCACGUUGACCAGCUGGACAUGUCCGUGAGCUGUGUGGAACUUUUGCAGAACGCGUACCCUGGCAAGCCGAUCGAAGAAUAUCGACGACAGCUGGGCAGCUUCGGUGUGACGGGUGACUUGGCGCUGCAGGUGGUUGCUUCUCUUUCCGGAGGGCAGAAAUCUCGUGUUGCCUUAGCAAAAAUGUGCAUGGGAAGACCCAACUUUCUGGUACUAGAUGAACCGACUAAUCAUUUGGACAUUGAGACGAUUGAAGCGUUGGGGAAGGCCAUAAAUAAGUAUAAUGGCGGAGUGAUAUUGGUCUCUCACGACGAACGGCUGAUCCGGAUGAUCUGUAAGGAACUGUGGGUUUGCGGAGAUGGUACCGUGAAAAGUAUCGAAGGUGGAUUCGAUGAGUACAGGAAGAUUGUUGAACGAGAACUGGAAGCUGCUGCAGCGUAAGCUCCACCGAUCGCCGAAGGCGGUCGUGGUUUUAGUUGGAGUGGAGUCGGUAAUUAUUAAUAGUUACGCUUUAUACAAACAUGAUACUAUACAAGAAAGCAAAAAAUCAUCAAAGCCGUACAUAUUUAUUGUAAUAAUUAUUAUUAUCAUUAUUAUUGUUACCCAAUUGCAAUAGGAGGCACGUUUUGUGACUAUUUCGAAGAAAAAAGUAAACGCCUAUUGUUGAGAUAAACAUUCUUUUGUCUGGUUGGAACAAAACUAUAUCCAAGAAAAACUAGUAGUAGCGCUAAUGGCCGAAAUAAACCCAGCAUAACGAAAA